CUGUGAUGUGAACAGUCAAAUCGUAAUGGCGACUGCUGGGACAGCAGACUCGGGAUCAACAGCCCCGACAGGGACCAGCGGCAUCAUAAAAGUGGCCCCUCCAGAGAUGCCUGGCUCUUCAGGCACAACUCAGAGCAUGAAGAAGACUAUUGGACACCGGGGUGUUGAGACCACCACGGGAGAGACCACCUAUAAAAAGACUACAUCAUCUGCCCUAAAAGGUGCCAUCCAACUGGGCAUCACUCACACAGUUGGCAGCUUGAGCCAAAAAGCAGAACGAGAUGUUCUCAUGCAGGACUUUGUGGUGGUUGAAAGCAUCUUCUUCCCCAGUGAAGGCAGUAACUUGACUCCUGCUCAUCACUACAGUGACUUUCGUUUUAAGACCUACGCUCCCAUUGCCUUCCGUUACUUCAGAGAACUGUUUGGUAUUCGGCCAGAUGACUACCUGUAUUCUCUGUGUAACGAGCCACUGAUCGAGCUGUCCAACCCUGGUGCCAGCGGAUCCCUCUUCUACGUCUCUAGUGAUGAUGAGUUCAUCAUCAAGACUGUUCAACACAAAGAGGCAGAGUUUCUCCAGAAACUCCUUCCUGGAUACUUCAUGAAUAUAAACCAAAACAAGCGCACUCUGUUACCCAAGUUCUACGGACUCUACUGUGUUCAGGCAGGAGGCAAGAAUAUCCGUAUUGUAGUGAUGAACAAUCUUUUGCCUCGGAUCAUCCCCAUGCACCUCAAAUAUGACCUGAAGGGCUCCACCUAUAAGAGACGAGCAUCACCUAAAGAAAGAGAAAAGGCUGUUCCCACAUACAAAGACCUAGACUUUAUCCAGGACUUGCCUGACGGCCUGCUGCUGGAAGCGGACAACUACAAUGCCCUGUGCAAGACUAUACAGAGGGACUGCUUGCUCUUACAGAGUUUCAAGAUCAUGGAUUACAGUCUGUUGAUGGGCAUCCACAACAUGGAGCAGGCCUGUCGAGAGCGGGACCGUGCUGGGGGCAAUUCAGGGGACAGUGGGGGAUCGGAGGGAGCAGUGACCCCAGAUCAGCGCCGGCCGCAAGCCCAGAAAAGUCUGUACUGUACAGCCAUGGAGUCCAUCCAGGGGGAAGCUCGUGGAAAGGGAGCUUUGGAUUCAGAAGAUCACAUGGGGGGUAUCCCAGCUCGUAAUAAUAGAGGAGACAGGUUACUGAUCUACAUCGGCAUCAUUGACAUUCUGCAGUCCUACAGAUUUAUUAAGAAGUUGGAGCACUCCUGGAAGGCCUUGGUCCAUGACGGGGACACAGUCUCAGUUCACAGGCCUGGUUUCUAUGCAGAUCGUUUCCAGCAAUUCAUGUGCAACACAGUGUUCAGGAAAAUUCCACUAAAACCAUCACCAUCUAAGAAGAGCCGUGGUGGAGGUCAGGGGGGGCUCAGGAGGGCCCCCACCCUGGGAGGUCCGACCCCACUCUCCCAACUAACAGGACAGUCAUCUGUUGACUCCAGACUAGUCUACCACAGCCACUAUAAAAGCACAGACUCAGAGGCUGACAGCGGCGUGCAGUUGGGCAGACCAGAUCUUGUUCCGAGGACCCCUCCGCUGGUAGAAAACUCUGCUGACUGUGAGGCCAACCUGUCCACCUCAUCACUAGGAAGCACAGGAGUUCCCUCCACCUCUCCCCCUCUACGGUCUGUAGGGGUGGAAGUGCACAAAGCGGCUAACACAGAUCACGACCAGGGUGCUUCCCACAGUUUGGGGGCAGAAGAGACUGUAGAUAAUUCAGGCAACCUGUCCGGAAACGAAGAUGUAGUUUCACUAUCUGACAUCAUCCCCGAGACCAACAUCUGUUUUUAAAAACGGACACAGUGCCAUCUAAAGAUGAGAAGUUUCUGGAAGAGGUGAGGUGGGCGGAAGUAAGGAUAAAGAGAGUGAAAGUCACCCGCAUCCACUGUGGACCCUCCGUUGCACCUCUGUUGUUUUCUCAGCCCUACAAGUAUAUACAGAGGAUGCUGGAUGAAGCAGCCAGGUGGAGUGGAGGUUGUGACGAAGCAGAAAGCAAUGGUGGGAUCGGUGGCAGUGGUGCGUGCACACAUUUGUCCACCCAAAGCUCUGUUGUCUUUUUCUUUAAACACCUGGAAAAAAAAGGCUCAUGACCCUGAAUUGGCAGCUCUUUAGUAGCUCCGGCAGCAUUACAUUAAUUAAACAAAGCUUUUUUUUUCCCCCCAUAUUCACAACAUGUAUGUCUGCUGCCAUGACAUAAUCCCAACUAAAUGAUUAGUCAUAUGUUGUAAAAAGCUCAUGCCCCAGUCACCAGCGGAUGACGAAGAGUCAGUCAUCCCACCCACUUUUUCACAGCAUGAAGGGCAUGCGAGUGGGCACAGACAGCAGUUCAGCAGAAACACACACAACACUUAAAAGCACAUGAAGGGCAUAGCCUGCAUUUGUCGAGUGACUUUUUUUUUUUUUUUGGCGCUGUGUCUAAGUGGGUUCACAUUUCCAUGACUCACACUCUAAUGUUCCUGUUACCACACAUCCAUUUCCCCUCAGCACUCCUCAUGAGCAGGCGCACUCUGAGCUAACAGUGGUUCUCUCGUUCGUCAUCGAUAGAAAUCAUUCAAAUCAACACUUGCUGCUGUCCACUCUACAAUCAUGUAUGCAUUUCAUUUCACUGAUUGUGGAUGUGCAGUAUUUGUUUGAAAGCAGAUUUUGAAUCAGACCUAUUAUGAUCAUUUAGUCUUUAUAAAUUAUUCUGCUGGAAGCCAUGGUGGUGCUGCAAAGGUCCGGCUAGAUCUUACCACUGCUGAAUGUACAUUACUAUGUUUUUUCUUAUAGAAUGUGUCUUAUUAACAUGGCAGACCACAUUGUGCAGCCCUGAAAAUCUCCCCCUCUGAUGUGACCAUAUGUGCUAAAAUAUAAAUUCAUACAGAGAGAAGAGCUGUUGACAGCAUUGCUGGCCAGUAGAUGCUGUUAAGUUAAGUCACGCUAUUAAGUUAAUAGAAGAAUAAUAAUUUCCAGCUACUGUCACAUGUCUGUCAUGUCUGUGCCUUUACAUGUUUUGUCCCUCCACUAACACGGGAUGUAUAGCUGACUUUUUUUUUUUUUACAGGUUAGUGCUCUAGUAGCAGAUACAAACCUGCCUUAUCACUAUAGCUGAAGUCAUCAAACUGCCAUUUGUAUGUCUGGAUCAACCAAACAAUUGUCAGGGUUUAAAAGAAUUUCAGAGAUUUUAACGCAAACACUAUUACAAUCCCUUUUGGUUAUCUUCUCCCGACAUCAGACAGUUAGGAUGUCUGUCUCUUUAUUGAUCAUUUCUGCUGGUUACAGAAAUGACCACUGCCCACAUCCACUCUUGGACCAACAUUAUUAACCAUGUGUAUAACCAAUUUUUGUAUUUUUUUUGUAUGUAGUAGUACUCAGCUUUUACUUGGCUAUUCAUAAAAAACUGCUUUUGUGUUUUCAUGAAAUGUUUUAUGUUUAUCUUAUUGUUUAGAGCACUAAACAAGCUAUUGAGGUGGCUGGCAGAAAGCUGUUUACCCCAGUGAUUUCCGUUACAGACAUUUUUUUAAUCACUACCGAGUGACUGUAGCAAACCUGAAGAUCUUAGACGUCAUCUCAUCGAAUGAACUGCUGUUCGUGUUUGUUAGGCACAUGUGGUCUAUGCAGCAGAGAGGGAGAAAGGGGGGUGGGUGGGUGGGGGGUCGUGAGUUGUGGAUACAGAAAGAAGGAAAACUCAUUGUUCAUCAAUGCACAUUUGAGGAUUUAGGACUGAGCCUUUUGUAUUAUGAGCCAGUCGUGGCACCAAAGAGAAAAGCAGAGGAGACGGGUGAGACGUUCAGGAUCCAGUACAGUCAUGAAAAUGAAAUUAGACACUCCUGGACACCUGCAUGGACUGAUAUGUUGUAUAUGGUAAUAACACUGGGUUGACCUGUGUUUUUAAAGGAUCUAUUAUUAAACUGGAUGUUUUUUUUUUUUGGUUUUCUUUGCUAAAUAGUUUCAUGUCUGAUAAGCUGUAUCUGACACAAACCCCAGUCCCUGUAAAGAAUUUUUUUUGUUUGUUUUUUUUUUUUUUUCUGAAGAAUUGGUUUACCACGUGGCCGGAGACAUUUCAAGAUUCACCACCACAUUCCUGUGAAAUUCAUGUUUAAUUUACUACAUGUGUUGUAGCUAGUAGAACCCCUCUUUUACAAUCUGUUGUCUAGUUGAGAUGAUGUAUUUGAAAAUACUUAUUUCUGGUAUUAUGCGAAAACUUAAAAUAUCGAUUUCAAGCAGAUCAGUUUAAAGUCAUUUUCUGUUGGUUUAGGGAGAAAAAGCCACCAAAGAAAAACACUCCAAUGCUCCAAUACUUUAAGAUUAGACAAAUCCAGAUACUAUUUGUGACAGCUGUAUUAUGUUACAACUCUUGCAGACCUUUUUUUUUUUGUUUUGUUUUUGUUUUUUGGGUCGGUGGUACUGUGUAAUUGCUGGAUACAGAGGAGUUUCUGUUACAGUUGUUAUGUACUACACCAUGGCACAAGAAAAACGUAAUCCUUCGGUGCUUAAAUGUCGGUGCACUAAGUGUAGACACUACAAUAUAUUUGAAGUAAUGCAAUAUAAACCACAAUAUGCCACCUUUCAGUUCAAAGAAGUAUAUUUAUUAAUAUGAUUGAUUGCUGUUGGCUGAAAUGAUAAAGUUGUAUUAUGUAUCUUAGAUGAUUGUACGUAUACUGUAUACUGACAGAAGGAUGUCUGAAACUUUAUAGCGUGUGUUGCCUAUGAAGGGGGACUAUUUGACAAUUUCACUUUUUAUAUUUCAUGUUUAGAUUGUGAUAUGAUAGAUAUAUUCUCUCCAUAAUGAUUCUGGGUUGUUAAUCUCCCAUGCUUUUCUACAUGAAUGUUUCACACGGCCCACGAGCCAAUGUUGCUGGUUGUCCUAUAUGCUUCAAUUACUAUAUUUUUACUGUGUAUAAAAUGUGUAUAUGUACAUAGGAGUCACUGAAAUGCCUUCUCAUGCAAUAUGUGCUGCCUGUCCCUCCUGCCAUGUUUCAGUUAUGUGGUGGUGAUGUUUUCAUGUCUGAUUUUAAAGGAUUAAACAUAUUUUCUAAAUCUUG
Thunnus maccoyii (southern bluefin tuna) is the source of this 5058-nucleotide messenger RNA. RefSeq names its product phosphatidylinositol 4-phosphate 5-kinase type-1 alpha-like. The transcript has 16 exons. NCBI's taxonomy places the organism in Eukaryota, Metazoa, Chordata, Actinopteri, Scombriformes, Scombridae. Gene Ontology annotation, molecular function: phosphatidylinositol kinase activity. Gene Ontology annotation, biological process: phosphatidylinositol metabolic process. Bases 26 to 1825 code for a protein of 599 amino acids. The record is from RefSeq and is a predicted model, not a curated record.